GGGAGAGCUGAUCAAGACAAACAGAAGUAACUGAAAGAUGAAGACCUCAGUGGCUUUGUUAACUUUAUCCCUCUUCUACCUUAGUGUGGCUGAGGUUCAACAGCUGGAUCACAGAGCAGCAGAGGGCAAGAGAGAGAUUCCUGAAAUCAAACCAUCUUGUCCCUGUGCUGGUGACAUAACAGGGAGCCAGGAAAACUACUGCCAACUUUUUGUCAUCUUGAGAGAACUGGAGACCAAACUGAAAAACACUGAGAAACAAUUAGAGGAUCUGAGGGGAGAGGUCCAAGGUAACCAGGUGGCAUUUGGAGCAUCUAUUGGCAAUGUUGGACAUGUUGGACCUUUUAACGCUGAGAUCACACUGACCUACAACAAUGUCUACUCAAACACAGGCGCAUACAACCCUGCAACAGGUAUUUUCACCGCUCCAAUCAAAGGAGUAUAUUACUUCAGCUUCUCUGGCCAUAAUUUAUCAUCUAGACCAAUGGGGCUGCGACUGAUGAAGAAUGGAGUGCAGAUGGUUACUGUGUACAACCAUCGAGCUGGAAACCGCUACGAGACAGCAACCAACGGCAUGACUCUACAGCUUGAAGUGGGAGACCAAGUGUACAUGAGACUCCGGUCAGACACCUGGAUUGUAGAUAAUGAAAAUAGCCACAGCACCUUUAUUGGCCAUUUGUUAUUCCGUCUUUAAGUGAAAGUAAAACUUAAAUAAGCUAAAAAGAAGGCUUUAAAAAAAAAAGGAUGAACAGUGAGUAAGGACAACAUUCUUCAGGCACAGUCUCAGUAUAUUAUUGUUGCAGGUGGUGGAAUGUUACAAUUAAAAAAAUAAAAAAUAAAAUAAGGGAGACUAGUCAACUAAUCAAUAAGAUUUUCUGUGGAAUAACAACUCAA
Siniperca chuatsi (mandarin fish) is the source of this 891-nucleotide messenger RNA. RefSeq names its product complement C1q-like protein 4. The record is from RefSeq and is a predicted model, not a curated record. The coding region runs from base 38 to 691 and encodes 217 amino acids. The transcript is spliced from 3 exons. Gene Ontology annotation, molecular function: protein binding. Lineage: Eukaryota; Metazoa; Chordata; Actinopteri; Centrarchiformes; Sinipercidae.